AAACAUUAUUAUAUUUUGUUAACGUAUAACCACCACUACCUGAAGUUAAAAUUCGAUUCCUACUUCUCUACCUCUUCGUCGUCGUCUUCUUCUUCGAUCCCCCAAAACCGAAACCCUAACCCUAACCUCCCCAUUUUGCUCCGAUCAUUCUUCGCCGGAAUUCUCAGAGGCAGCGAAGAUGGUGUUAGCACAGCUAGGUACGAGCAUAUCGCGUGCUCUUCAGCAGAUGAGCAAUGCGACCAUAAUCGACGAGAAGGUCCUCAACGAAUGCCUCAACGAGAUCACUCGCGCUCUCUUGCAAUCCGAUGUGCAAUUCAAGCUGGUCCGCGACAUGCAGACCAAUAUCAAGAAGAUCGUCAAUCUUGACGACCUCGCCGCCGGCCACAACAAGCGCAAAAUCAUCCAGCAAGCUAUAUUUAACGAACUCUGCAAAAUGCUGGAUCCUGGGAAGCCUUCUUUUACUCCAAAGAAAGCGAAACCAAGUGUUGUUAUGUUUGUAGGUUUACAAGGGUCGGGAAAAACCACAACGUGUACAAAAUAUGCAUAUUAUCAUCAGAAAAAGGGCUGGAGGCCGUCCCUCGUGUGUGCGGAUACAUUCAGAGCUGGUGCUUUUGAUCAGCUGAAGCAAAAUGCCACUAAAGCUAAGAUUCCAUUUUAUGGAAGCUAUACAGAAUCAGACCCUGUUAAAAUUGCAGUGGAAGGUGUAGAAAGAUUCAAAAAAGAAAACUGUGAUCUGAUCAUUGUUGACACCAGUGGGCGUCACAAACAAGAAGCUGCUCUUUUUGAAGAAAUGCGUCAAGUUUCUGAAGCAACGAAACCAGAUCUUGUCAUAUUUGUUAUGGAUAGCAGUAUUGGUCAGGCUGCCUUUGAUCAAGCUCAAGCUUUCAAGCAAAGUGUUUCAGUUGGAGCUGUAAUUGUUACGAAAAUGGACGGGCAUGCAAAGGGAGGUGGUGCCCUUAGUGCUGUUGCAGCAACAAAGAGUCCUGUUAUAUUUAUUGGAACUGGGGAGCAUAUGGAUGAGUUUGAAGUUUUUGAUGUUAAACCAUUUGUCAGCCGUCUCUUAGGCAUGGGUGACUGGUCUGGAUUUAUGGACAAAAUUCAAGAAGUUGUUCCUAUGGAUCAGCAGCCUGAACUUCUGCAAAAGCUUUCAGAAGGGAACUUUACAUUAAGGAUUAUGUAUGAGCAAUUUCAGAAUAUAAUGAAAAUGGGUCCAAUUAGCCAGGUUUUCUCAAUGCUUCCAGGAUUUAGUGCUGAGUUAAUGCCAAAAGGUCGUGAAAAGGAAAGUUCAGCAAAGAUCAAGCGGUACAUGACCAUGAUGGACUCCAUGACAAAUGAAGAGUUGGAUAGUUCAAAUCCAAAGCUCAUGAAUGAAUCUCGUAUGAUGCGGAUAGCCCGAGGUUGUGGUCGUCAACUUAUAGAAGUAAUGGAGAUGAUGGAAGAGUACAAGCGCCUUGCCAAGAUAUGGAGCAAAAUGAAAGGGCUUAAGAUUCCUAAGAAGGGUGACAUGAGUGCCCUAUCACGUAACAUGAAUGCGCAGAACAUGAGCAAAGUCCUCCCCCCACAGAUGCUGAAGCAGAUUGGUGGCAUGGGUGGCUUACAAAACUUGAUGAAGCAAAUGGGAUCUACAAAAGACAUGAUGGGGAUGUUCGGAGGUGGAGACAAGUAGAUGUUGCCCACAGAUCUAUUGAUGACUUUGAGCUCACUUCCAACUAUGGCUGUAACAACCAUAUUGCCUUGUUGGACAGAAAGGCACACAGGUCCUAUGCAGGUUGAUACUACUGACCAUUCUGCUUUGCCAAAUCAAUAUAAAUCUAGUGACAUAAAAAACUUUCACAUCUGCUAAUUUGCCCUGUUAUGAUUGGUACAGAAUAAACUGACAUCAAUGGUUGGCUCAUGCAAAAAUGAUAUUACUCCAAUCAUAACUUGCCACCUUAAGAAGUUAUGAAAAAUGUUUGUGAAAUAUUUUGUAGUUUUAACAUUACUCUUGCCAAAUAUAUUUAUUCUUUAGAGGGCCACAUUUGGUUUAAUCUCAAGCAUAGUGGCAUUUUGUUGUAAUAUGAUUAUAUGAAAAAGUGAGCAUAGAAAUUCUCCCUA
This is a messenger RNA of Quercus robur (English oak), 2094 nucleotides long. Its product is annotated as signal recognition particle 54 kDa protein 2-like. Gene Ontology annotation, molecular function: GTPase activity; ATP hydrolysis activity; endoplasmic reticulum signal sequence receptor activity. Gene Ontology annotation, cellular component: cytosol; signal recognition particle, endoplasmic reticulum targeting. Gene Ontology annotation, biological process: SRP-dependent cotranslational protein targeting to membrane; SRP-dependent cotranslational protein targeting to membrane, translocation. The record is from RefSeq and is a predicted model, not a curated record. NCBI's taxonomy places the organism in Eukaryota, Viridiplantae, Streptophyta, Magnoliopsida, Fagales, Fagaceae. The transcript is spliced from 9 exons. Bases 179 to 1666 code for a protein of 495 amino acids.